UUUACCGUGCUUGCGGUCUCACUCUUUUUGCGCAUUCGUAUACCUGAUGCUCCAUCUGAAACACUCGGCAUAAUAUUCGACUUGUACUUUUCGUCACGUAGAAUUCUCGACCACACAGUCCAGUAUAUUUGCGAACGUCUUGAAACGACAAUAAUUUCUACAGUUAUUAACAUUUUCGAACACCAGUAAGCUACAUUUUAGAUAAUACUUUCUGGUUUAUGAAUCUAUAAAAUUAUGUUAAUUCUGCCAUCUCAGUACUCGUCAACAGUGAUGAGCAGCAAUCAAUGCUACGAGGAGUUUCAAAAACAACGAAUAAUUUAGCAAUUUUUUUACGAUUUUUGCUUUUAAAAAUUUGAAAAACCAAACUGAAACAUGCAUUCAUAUAUUUUUAGAAAGGCUAUAUAUUUAAUAGUGAUUACCUACAAAAAAUUCUCAAGCUCAGAGAUUUAGAUAAUUAGAGUAAAGAAUUAUUGAAGAUUGGAAUAAUUUACCGGCAGAAAAGAGUAAAAUACUAUGAAACAAUUCCAAAACGUCUAGUAGAAAUUUUGAUCCGCAAUCUACAACGAAACUAAGACAUAGCCUUGACAUUCCCAUUUCUAGGAUGAAUAAGAACGAACAUUCCCGCUUAUAUGAAUUUGUGGCCCUGAGAGAGGCCGUUAUUAUUAAAUAGAGGAGCCUGAGAAACAUAGGAGAUUGUUGCUUCUAAAAUCGAAUUUCGUAGCCCGUAAUUCUGGAGUUUGAACCUUGAGUCAUAUUUUCACGGCAAGGGAAAAUCCCACCACCACCUCAAUCCUGCACAGGUCAUUACUGUAUACUACGUGGCCCGAGAUUUGGGGGUUGUAAACCGAAGUCGUAAAAUCCUAGCAAUUUGCUCGGACAAAAAGAGUUUCGGUAGGUAUGGUUAAACCUCUUUUUAAUGGAAUAACCAUUCAGACUUUCUGUUUGAAAAAAGAAUUUCAAUUUCAAUGCUAUGAAAUAGCAUCAUUAGAAGGAUUAACGGUAUCUGCGGAAACAAUUUUCGUCCGUGCCCAGGUACAAUGCUAGGCCUUUACGAUUUCGGGUCUGCCAGGUAGUAAGGUUUACAACCCCAAAUUUCGCCAGAGUGUGAAAGAAUGUUCCGAAAUUCAAGCUCCAAAACUACGGGCUGCGAAGUUAAACUUUACGCCGUUUCCGAUCGAACCACAAAAGCAACAACAAUCUCCUGUGUUCCUCAGGCUCCUCUAUUAAAUAAUAACGGUCCCUUUCAGGGCCUCAAAUUCAUGCAAGCGGGAAUGUUCGUUCUUAUUCACCCUAGAAAUGAGAAUGCAAUGUCCGAAUAAAAUACAAUUUUGUAUGUAAUCCAACGCACAAACACAGCCAUUUUUCCUCAUAUUCCUAAUUUCGUUGUAGAUUACGAAUCAAAAUUUCUACUAGUUUUUUUACUCUUUUUUGCUAGUAAAUUGUUCAAUCUUCAAUAACUCUUAACUCAAAUUCUUUAAAUCUCUGAGUUUGAGAGAGUUUUUUUGUAGGUAAUUACUAAAUUAAAUAUGUAGUCUUUCUAAGAAAAUAUGAAUGCAAGUUUCAGUUUUGUUUUUCUAAUUUUUAAGAGUAAAAAUCGUAUAAAAUUGCGGAAUUAUUCGUUGCUUUCAAAACUCCUUAUCGUAGAGUAGAGCAUUGAUUGCUGCCUGUUGCAGUUGACUAGUACUGAGAUAGCUGAAUUAACAUAAUCGUGUAACUUAUGGGUUUUCGAAAAUUUUAAUAACUAUAGACAAGAUCGUCACUUCAAGCCUUCGCAAAUACGCUGGACUGUGUUGUCGAGAAUCCUAUGGAGCAGAAAAUACAAGUAGAAUAUCGCGCCGCGUGUUUCAGAUGGAGCGUCAGAGGUACGGACGCGCGAAAAGAGAGAUCGCAAACACGGUUUGGAAACAUAGAACCAGCUGGUUUCAUUCUGUCUCUCUCGAUUAUCACCUGUUCUCUUUCUAAAGCAACUGCGCGGACUUGGAUGCGCAUUAAAAUGGUGGGAAUAAAAGUGCUUACUAUAAAUACUUGCCAAAAUACUUUCAGAGGCAGUGUAGCUUAUUACGGUGAGGUGUGAUUGUGCUGUGAACAUAAUAUUAUUCUGUGCAAACGUCGCUUGUAUUUUGUGGCAUCAGCUAAUUAAAAAAUAUUUGAGAUAUAUUUAUUAUUCCUUGAAUUCAAUAUUCAGUGAUUAUAAUCAGUGAUAAAUGGGAAUUUGAGACUAUCCUACAUCGGGAGCGUUCUAAAUAAAUAAAUGUGUUUUUCUGUUCUUUUAAUAUAAAAUUUAUAUUUACGGUAUCAAGAUGAAGAGAUCACAUUCUAAAAGUAAUCGAGAUGGCUAUGAACAUCAAAGUCAUUGUUUUAAGUCAUCUACUAGAAGUAGUAGAAGCAAUGAUUAUUACAAAAGAAGUUAUGAUUAUGAAGAAUCAUAUGCAGAGAAACAAUCUUAUGGACAACGUGAUGUGAAAAGAUCAAGAGGUUAUGAAAAAGAAAAUAGAAGGAAUGAUUAUUACAAAAGAAGUUAUGAUUAUGAAGAAUCAUAUGCAGAGAAACAAUCUUAUGGACAACGUGAUGUGAAAAGAUCAAGAGGUUAUGAAAAAGAAAAUAGAAGGAAUGAUUAUUACAAAAGAAGUUAUGAUUAUGAAGAAUCAUAUGCAGAGAAACAAUCUUAUGGACAACGUGAUAUGAAAAGAUCAAGAGAUUGUGAUAAAGAAAAUACAAGGAAAGAAGAAAAAUAUAAAGUAACAAAGAAAUCUAUGGAGAAGAGAAAUGAGAAAAAUACCUCUGAUGAGGUAACAACAAGGCAAAAGAGAACAAUUGACUUAAUAACAUCAAAAACUGGAGGUGCAUAUAUUCCACCUGCAAAAUUAAAAAUGAUGCAAGCAGAAAUCACUGAUAAAUCUGGAGUCGCUUAUCAACGCAUUGCAUGGGAAGCCUUAAAAAAGUCAAUCCAUGGCACAAUUAAUAAAGUUAAUGUUAGUAAUAUAGGACUUAUAACUCGAGAACUGUUGAAAGAAAAUAUUGUCAGAGGAAGAGGUCUGCUUGCUCGAUCUAUAAUCCAAGCUCAAGCAGCAUCUCCAACUUUUAAUGCCGUUUAUGCAGCUCUUACUGCAAUCAUUAAUUCUAAAUUUCCUAAUAUUGGAGAAUUAGUAUUAAAACGUCUUGUAAUACAAUUUAAACGAAGUUUUAGAAGAAAUAAUAAACCUCUUUGUAUCGCGUCAGGUACAUUCAUAGCACAUUUAAUAAAUCAAAGGGUUGCUCAUGAAAUACUAGCAUUAGAAAUAUUGACAUUGCUAGUAGAGACACCAACAGACAAUUCCAUUGAAGUAGCCAUUGCAUUUUUAAAAGAGUGUGGUAUGAAAUUGACUGAAGUCACCAGGAAGGGUAUUGAAGCAAUAUUUGAAAUGCUACGUAACAUACUACAUGAAGGUCAGUUAGACAAAAGAAUUCAAUAUAUGAUUGAAGUUAUGUUUCAAGUUCGUAAAGAUGGAUUUAAAGAUCACGAAGCAGUUCUAGAAGAGCUUGAUCUUGUUGAAGAAGAUAAUCAGUUUACUCAUCUACUGACAUUAGAUGAAGCAGUUGAUUCUCAGGAUACAUUGAAUGUUUUUAAAUUUGAUAUGGACUAUGUUAUUAAUGAAGAUAAAUAUAAACAGUUAAGUAAAGAAAUAUUAGGUUCAGAUGUUAGUGGAUCAGAAAGUGAAGAAGAUGAUGAAGAAGAAAGUUCAGAUGAAGAUAGCAGUACUGCUGUAAUGGAAGAAAAAGAAGACGUGAUUGUAGAUAAUACUGAAUCAAAUUUAACAGCCCUUAGAAGAACAAUAUAUUUGACAAUUCAUUCAUCUCUUGACUUUGAAGAAUGUGCUCAUAAAUUGAUGAAAAUGCAACUGAAACCUGGACAGGAAACAGAGCUCUGUCAUAUGUUCUUAGAUUGUUGUGCAGAGAUGAGAACAUAUGAAAAAUUUUUUGGUCUAUUAGCAGGUCGAUUUUGUGCCAUUAACAAAAUUCAUGUCACUAUAUUAGAACAAAUUUUUCAAGAUUCAUAUCACACGAUACAUCGUUUAGAUACAAAUAAGUUACGCAAUGUAUCAAAGUUCUUCGCUCAUUUAUUAUUCACUGACUCUAUUUCAUGGGAGGUACUGUCUUGUAUAAAAUUAACAGAGGAUGAUACUACAAGUUCUAAUAGAAUAUUUAUCAAAAUUUUAUUUCAAGAACUUUCAGAAUAUAUAGGACUAUCUAAACUUAAUCAACGCAUUAAAGAUGUUACAUUACAGGAAGCUUUUGAAGGAUUAUUUCCCAGAGAUGAACCAAAAAAUACUCGAUUUGCUAUCAACUUUUUUACAUCAAUUGGUUUGGGUGGACUCACAAAUGAUUUAAGAGAACAUUUGAAAUCUCUUCCAAAGCCAACAAUAGCACCUGUAAUGGAACAAAAGCCUGAAAGUGCAUCUAAUAAGAUCUCUCCGUCUAGUUCAAGUAGAUCGUCAUCUUUCACAUCUUCAUCUUCUUUAUCCAGUAGUCCAAGUUCAGAUGAUUCUGAUGCCUUAUCAGAAAAAGAAACUAAAAGGAAGAAAAAAAUAAAAAAUGAACGAAGGAAAAAACAGACUAUAAAAGAGAGCAGGAAGAAACAUAAACGGGUUAAAAAAUCUAAAUAAAAUAUAUGCACAAUAAUUUUUGUCAUUAUCCUUAGAAUGUAAA
This is a messenger RNA of Megalopta genalis, 4686 nucleotides long. Its product is annotated as pre-mRNA-splicing factor CWC22 homolog. Lineage: Eukaryota; Metazoa; Arthropoda; Insecta; Hymenoptera; Halictidae. Gene Ontology annotation, cellular component: catalytic step 2 spliceosome. Gene Ontology annotation, molecular function: protein binding; RNA binding. The record is from RefSeq and is a predicted model, not a curated record. Gene Ontology annotation, biological process: mRNA splicing, via spliceosome.